Dothidotthia symphoricarpi CBS 119687 is the source of this 1973-nucleotide messenger RNA. RefSeq names its product mitochondrial Rho GTPase. The transcript has 3 exons. The coding region runs from base 1 to 1887 and encodes 628 amino acids. Gene Ontology annotation, cellular component: mitochondrial outer membrane. Gene Ontology annotation, molecular function: GTPase activity; GTP binding; calcium ion binding. NCBI's taxonomy places the organism in Eukaryota, Fungi, Ascomycota, Dothideomycetes, Pleosporales, Dothidotthiaceae. The record is from RefSeq and is a predicted model, not a curated record. Gene Ontology annotation, biological process: regulation of mitochondrion organization; mitochondrion organization; small GTPase-mediated signal transduction.
AUGGCAACUGGGUCGCCAGUUCGGAUAUGUGUAUGCGGCGAUGAGGGAGUGGGCAAGAGCUCCAUCAUCACAUCGCUCGUCAAGGAUGUCUUCGUCACGGCAAAGAUCCAGCCCGUCCUCCCGCAGGUGACGCUGCCACCGACGCUGGGCACACCCGACAACGUCACGACGACCAUUGUCGACACCUCCGCCCUCCCGCACGAGCGUCAUGCCCUCCGCAAAGAGCUCCGAAAAUCAAACGUCAUACUGUUGGUCUACUCGGACCACUACAGCUAUGAGCGGGUCGCGCUGUUUUGGAUGCCCUAUUUCCGCUCCUUGGGUGUCAAUGUACCCGUAGUGCUAUGCGCAAACAAGUCUGAGCUGCUGUCGAAUGGGCCGACCUCGCAGGUUGUGACGGAAGAGAUGCUGCCUGUCAUGAACGAGUUCAAGGAGAUCGACUCGUGCAUACGGACAAGCGCGAAGGAGCACCACAACAUCAACGAGGUCUUCUUCCUCUGCCAAAAGGCCGUCACACACCCCAUAGCGCCGCUGUACGACUCCAAGGAAAACGCACUGAAGCCCGCGGCUGUGUCGGCGCUGCAACGAGUCUUCCACCUGUGCGACAAAGACAAGGACGGAUACUGGAACGACCAGGAGAUUCACGACUUCCAGAUCAAGUGCUUCGACAAGCCACUGGGGGAGGAUGACUUGGCCAACAUCAAGAAGUCGAUGGAGCGAUUUGCUCCUGGCGCAACCGACGAGAACGGAAUGGACGAAAAGAGUUUCUUGCUGUUGAACAAGAUCUUCGCGGAAAAAGGACGCCAUGAAACAAUAUGGAUUAUCCUCAGGAAGUUCCACUACACAGAUAGUCUCAGUCUUCAGGAUACCUUUCUGCAUCCCAAGUUUGAUGUUGUUCAGUUCUCGUCAGCCGAGCUGAGCCCAGCAGGAUAUCGGUUCUUUGUCGAUCUGUUUCUCAAAUUCGACAAAGACAACGAUGGCGGGCUCAACGACCAAGAACUCGCCAACUUAUUCACACCCACUCCCGGUGUCCCCUCGUCCUGGGUCGACUCUGCAUUCCCGUCAUGCACAGUACGCAACGAAGCUGGGUACAUUACCCUGCAAGGAUGGCUUGCACAAUGGAGCAUGACGACGUUCGAGGAGCCCAAGACAACAUUGGAGUACCUGGCGUAUCUCGGCUUCGAAAGCAACGACCGAGGAGGAACGACCAGCGCGCUCAAAGUUACGAAAGCUCGCAAGCGACGAAAGAGGCCCGGCAGGGUGGAGCGCAACGUCUUCCUCUGCUACGUGGUGGGUUCAAGCGGCAGCGGGAAAAGCACCCUCUUAUCAUCGUUCUUGCAACGUCCCUUUACACAAACAUACCAUCCUACCAUCAAGCCACGGGCAGCAGUGAACAGCGUAGAGCUCAAAGGCGGCAAGCAAUGCUACCUCAUCCUCGAAGAGCUUGGAGAACUAGAACCGGCGAUUCUGGAGAACCAGGCCAAGCUGGACGCAUGCGAUCUGCUCUGCUACACGUACGAUUCCAGCGACCCAGACAGUUUCACGCAUAUUGUCGAGCUGCGGAAAAAGUACCCACAUCUGGAUGACUUGCCGGCGGUGUACACAGCGCUCAAGGCGGAUCAGGACAAGACGAUGCAGAGGUGUGAGCAGCAGCCGGACGAGUAUACCAGCGCACUGAGAAUGGCGCCGCCGUUGCAUGUGAGUGCGACGUGGAACAGCAUCUCGGAGCUGUUUGUUCAUCUUGCCGAGAGCGCGACAUAUCCAUCGACAGCCUUUCCCAAGGCGGAGGAAGAACCUUAUGAUAACAUGAACCUGUACUUGGCGCUGGGCGCUGUUACAUGUGCGGUGGUGUCUGUGAUAUUCAUUUGGAGAAGGAAUUCUUCGAAUUGAAGAGUACAUAUGUACUACGUUUGAGAUGCCAUGUUACCAAUGAGUUGCCAUGUGUAGUAGUUGAAUACAAGCAGCGUGUAAUACAU